This is a messenger RNA of Bactrocera tryoni, 1315 nucleotides long. RefSeq names its product tryptophan 2,3-dioxygenase (gene vermilion). Gene Ontology annotation, molecular function: L-tryptophan 2,3-dioxygenase activity; metal ion binding; heme binding. The transcript has 7 exons. NCBI's taxonomy places the organism in Eukaryota, Metazoa, Arthropoda, Insecta, Diptera, Tephritidae. The record is from RefSeq and is a predicted model, not a curated record. Bases 149 to 1282 code for a protein of 377 amino acids.
CAGUGUUGCGGUAAUUACGCGGUGUGACUUUAAGUGGAGCAUUUACAGUUAAAGAAAUCAACAGCGUGUUUUUCAGCCACUACGCGUGUGUGUGUGUGUGUAUUGUAAUCAGCUUAGUAAUCGUAAUCGUUAGGAAACUUUAUUGAGCAUGGCUUGUCCGUACGCUGGAAAUGGUUCAUUACAUGAUGACACUGCCACGCCUUUGGGUACCGAGAUAGGCAUGAUCUAUGGCGAGUAUCUGAUGCUGGACAAGGUUUUGAGUUCUCAACGUAUGCUGUCGGUGGUGGAUAACCGGCCCGUACAUGACGAGCAUCUCUUCAUCGUUACCCAUCAAGCAUACGAACUAUGGUUCAAGCAGAUCAUUUUCGAACUCGAUUCCAUACGUGAAAUGUUGAACAUAGAGGAUCUUGAGGAAUCGAAAACGUUGGAAAUUCUAAAACGCCUCAAUCGCAUUGUACUCAUACUCAAGCUGCUCGUUGAUCAAGUGCCCAUAUUGGAGACCAUGACACCGCUCGAUUUCAUGGAUUUUCGCACAUAUCUUGCGCCGGCUUCCGGUUUUCAGAGUUUACAAUUUCGUCUAAUUGAAAAUAAGCUGGGCGUCAAGUCCGAUCAGCGCGUUAAGUACAAUCAAAAAUACUCGGAGGCAUUCGGCAAUGAAUCGGCCGCAAUGGAUGCUAUACAAAAAUCAGAAAAUGAACCCUCCAUGUUGGAUUUAAUACAAAAAUGGCUGGAACGUACACCAGGACUGGAGACGGACGGCUUCAAUUUCUGGGCCAAAUUUCAAGCGAGUGCUGAGAAAUUCUUAGACCAGCAAGUGCAGACAGCAAUGCAAGAGCCCGUCGAAGCGGCACGCAACUAUCAUCUUAUGGACAUUGAGAAGCGACGCGAGGUCUAUCGCAGCAUCUUCGAUCGUGACGUGCACGAGGCAUUAGUGUCGCGUGGCGAUCGUCGCUUCAGCUAUAAAGCUCUGCAGGGUGCCAUUAUGAUCACCUUCUACCGCGACGAGCCACGCUUCAGCCAGCCGCAUCAGAUGUUAACACUGCUGAUGGACAUUGAUUCGCUAAUUACGAAGUGGCGAUACAAUCACGUGAUCAUGGUGCAACGCAUGAUUGGCUCACAGCAGCUGGGCACUGGUGGCUCUUCGGGUUACCAGUAUUUGCGCUCCACAUUGAGUGAUCGUUAUAAGGUGUUCUUGGAUUUGUUCAAUUUGUCGACGUUUUUGAUUCCACGCGAUGCCAUUCCGCCGCUUGAUGUCUCAAUGCGAAAGGAGUUGAUUAAUUGACAUUCGUUUAAUUUCUUUUUUGCUGCUUUUUAG